GUCAUUUACAGAUAUUUGAUAUGUUCAUUGUUGAGAAGUGGCCAAUAGUGCAGGCUUUUGCACUGGAAGGAAUUGGGGGCGAUGGCUUCUUUACAAUGAAAUACGAAUUGAUGGAUGUCAGUGUUGAUUUGUGGAAGACGUACAGCAAAAUGGAUCCUGUUUCCCUGGAGGACUUGAUCUUUGAGGAUUUAAUCAUUUUUGAACACCAGUGGACCAGCUUUUUUGCGAAUUUUGAUACUGAAAUUCCCUUCAUUCUGGAGCUAUCGGAAUCUCAGGCGGGGGAGCCGUUCAGAAGUUAUUUCAGUCACGGAAUGAUCUCAAGCCAUAUAACAGAUAACAGCCCUAGCCGGCAGCCCUUUGUUCUGUUUGGUAGCCACUCAACUAAGGAAAAUUUGAACUCUGGUAACUUUAAUUUUCCGUCAGAAGGACAUCUUGUUCGAAACACUGGCCUUGGUGGAAGCACUGCUAAGCAUAUGGUAAGGCUUUUAUGUAGUUAUCUGGUACUUCGAAGCAGUGUAUAUUUUCCUUUUCUUUGUAUAUUUUUUUAUGCCCUUAAAAUGCUUACUUUCCGUGAGUUAAGUACCCAAUUCUUCUUAACAUAUAAAAACACGUUACCAUAA
Leptosomus discolor (cuckoo roller) is the source of this 620-nucleotide messenger RNA. Lineage: Eukaryota; Metazoa; Chordata; Aves; Leptosomiformes; Leptosomidae. The record is from RefSeq and is a predicted model, not a curated record.